Messenger RNA from Neocloeon triangulifer, 1224 nucleotides. Its product is annotated as thyrotroph embryonic factor-like. Lineage: Eukaryota; Metazoa; Arthropoda; Insecta; Ephemeroptera; Baetidae. Bases 220 to 1116 code for a protein of 298 amino acids. The record is from RefSeq and is a predicted model, not a curated record. Gene Ontology annotation, cellular component: nucleus. Gene Ontology annotation, molecular function: DNA-binding transcription factor activity, RNA polymerase II-specific; RNA polymerase II cis-regulatory region sequence-specific DNA binding. The transcript has 7 exons. Gene Ontology annotation, biological process: regulation of transcription by RNA polymerase II.
UCUCACUCAGCGCCAUCCUCAUUUUAGCUGUGCAGGAAUAUAUACACACAGACAUUCGUCCAGUUUGCCGACCGGUGUAGUUGUGUCUCCAGGUGUGUCCAAGUUCGGCCCAAAUUUCCAGCUCCGUCUGUAAACAAUAUCGUGCCGAAUUUGUACUGUGACUUUUUAUUCGUGUGCACCGCUUGCGAAAGUCGCACCACUGGAUCUGGCCGAACUUAUAUGAGUGCUCAUUUCCACGCUACUGACAUUUCAUGCCAGUCGAAUAGCAACAACUACCCUCAGGACCAGCAGCAAUGGACCAGGAGUUUCCAGGUUCAUCAGCACAGGAAUUCAGAACAAACUGCAGUGAAAUCCGCGGGCGAAAUGGAAAAUAAAAGCAAGGAGGAUGCGAACGAGAAUGCCUGGGUUUGCGCAGGCCAGUCGGCCUUCCUCGGACCCUGCAUUUGGGACAAAAACAUUCCACACAACCCUGACCUCAGGAUUGGAGCACAAUACAUAGAUUUGGACGAUUUUCUGUCUGAAAAUGGCAUUCCUUUGGAGCAGUCUGUAUUUUCCAAUGAAAAUGGACAAACCUGGAAACGAAAUGACAAUGACAGCGACUCUCAACAAAACUAUUCCCAAAAUGUGGCCAAACUCGGCGUGGUCGCAGAAGUUCUUUCCCUAAACGGCAAGGGCGAGUACUCUAUGAAAUACCAGGGCAGUUCGAGUCCACCACACGCCUGCUCCUCCCUAACCUCAUCAUCUAGCAAAGAUGAGCUGGAAUCACCCACCUGCUCUUCAUACAAUAUGUAUUACUCCAUGAGUGGGAAUGAAUUCGACCCGCGAACAAGGCCGUUUUCUGACGAGGAGCUCAAACCGCAGGUCAUGGUGAAGAAGUCCCGGAAGAAGGUGUUUGUCCCCGAAGACAUGAAGGACGACAAAUACUGGGCGCGGAGACGCAAAAACAACAUUGCGGCCAAGCGGUCAAGAGAUGCGCGCAGAUUAAAAGAAAACCAGAUUGCUUUGCGAGCAGGAUUCCUCGAGAAGGAGAAUUCUUUUCUCAGAAAAGAGGUGGAGAAACUUAAAAAGGACAACAACCUGAUGCGGUUGAAGCUCGAGAAGACUCAGAAAAACUAACUGAUUUAAUUGAUUAAGAUUUUCCAUCAGCAAAGUUGCUUAAUGAUCCAUGUUGUCUGUGUUAAGGAUAUGAUUAAACUACUUUAUGUAUAAUAAUUUUAUUUCAAA